GGGCGUUGAAUUCAAACACAGUUCCUGCUAAUGCGAACGGAUAAGGGUCACGAGGAGCUCACCCGAACUCAUUCCACUUUCUAUUCUCGACUCAUCUCCGUCGAGUGACAUUGCGUUUGUCGUCCUCUCGCAGGCUUCCCAAGUUGCCACUUCGAUGUCGACUGUUUGGAGAUAGUUGCAGAGCCAACUACGGCCGAGGUUAGGUGGGAUUGGUCAUUACGGAGUGGACUCAAACCUGAAUCAAAUCUCCUCGACUAAGGUUGUUCCAAAUCAAUGAUCGGUGUUCUGAAGGGAGAGGAAGUGAAGUCUCCAGCUCAUUGACGAACAAACACAAGAAUCAGGGUCAGUUUGGUACAACUUCCAGGGCGCCGUCGGGGAAAAUAAAAGAGGCGAUACAAGUGUGCAACAUGAUUGAUGAAAGAAUCCAAAUUAAGGAGCACUUAUGCACGCGCAUCCUUUCAAGGAAAGCUUCACAAAGUGCGAAUUUCGCCGGGCUCGCGAGUCUCCACCGGCCGUACGGCAAUCCCCGUUCCAAAGGCUGGCCUUCCCGAUGGAGGGAAUAGCCGGCCAGGGAAGACCGAGUCAUGUCGUACAAUCACAUACAAAAUAAACGAGAAGCGAAAUCAGCUCGUACAAAUUACUACCGUAAAGCAAGCAGUGGUGACUUGUUGUAACCAUGGGCUUUGACCUUUCCCGCCGGUUUCGAUGGGUCGAUAGGCAUCUACGUGGUUCGAUGAACAUUCAGCCACGCAAGAAGAGGAAUUUCGUUGGGUGGCAGAUCCCCUCAUGGUUUACGGUCAUGACUCAUGAAAAUGCCUUCCCGAGGUAAAAAAGCUUCGCGCCAGAUUAGUUGCUGCUGCAAAGGGAGCUGCUUAUGGGCCGCAGUGUCGAGACGGUGGUGGUCCCAUCAAUUCGCAACGUUGGUGCGGCGCCGGGAUAGGUCCUUGGAGGGUCACUCAUUCUUGGAUGAUUCUUUUCGAAGUGGCCAGAUUCAUGUAUGUCUGCACUGUAAUGUCCAUUCGUGUAGUUGCAGCAGUAGUAGUUGUUGUAGGUUAAGCAACCAAAAACUCGGAUGGGAUAAGUCAAGGUGAAGAAGGCCAUGUGACAUUCCAUACGGUGGACUUAUGGCACCCAAUGCGAGCAAUUAUUCCAUCGGUUGGCUUUGUUCAGAGGCAGACCUAGUUGUCGACCUUGAUUUCGUAAAGGCAGCAGAGCUUGUAAUCCACCAAGUGGGAGAGCACUUGAUGUUAUGUAUUUCGGUCAUGUACAUCAUUGACUGACAUACUCAUUAUCAUCAUUCUACUGUACUCGAGCACCACACCCACAUACCCUUACUACACAAACUACUUCCGAUCACGGUAACGAAGAAUUGUUAUUGGUACGGGUUCUGCAUGAGGCUCUAUCGUUAGGCAGUGAUUUGACUUUGAAUUCGUAAUUCAACUAAUUAAACUAGGACUCGAAAAGCCUUACGAAUCCCUGGAUGAGCUUGCAGCUCUUCCCUUCCUGAUCCUCC
This is a messenger RNA of Marchantia polymorpha subsp. ruderalis, 1513 nucleotides long. The record is from the annotation of a GenBank genome assembly. NCBI's taxonomy places the organism in Eukaryota, Viridiplantae, Streptophyta, Marchantiopsida, Marchantiales, Marchantiaceae.